AUGUUCUUGGCCUUUUGCGACCUGCUGAGGCAGCUGGGCAAAUAUGGAGCGCUGGCCAUUGCUUCGCAGAACAUGGACGAGGUUUACCGCUCCGUCAUGACAGCAGCGGAUUACCUGUCCAUCCUGAACGAUAGCGCCCAGAUUGGCACUUACAAGGAGCUCUUGUCUAAUCUGGGCAAGCUCUCACACGAAGUGCGGGCUCAUAAAUGCGUCCUGCAGACUUUGGCGCAGAGCUACCAGCCUUCCCUGGAAGAUACGGACUUCACGACACUACUCGAUCAGGGACUUCACGACCGGCUACAGCAACAGCCAUACAAUCCUCGGAACGAUGAGCGGUUUCGGGAGUUCAUGGGGGUGGUUGCGGCAGCUGGCGGAUGUGCAGGGGAACCUGACGGUGUACGACAAGACGAGGGUGGCGAUGAGCUGGAUGACGACGAGGACUUUCGGGAGGCGGACAACGGCCGCACCUGGGUGAAUGACAAGUGCCCACUCAGCAUGAAAGAGGUCCUGGAUUUGGAGAGGCCAAUGAAGGACCCCUUGAACUACGUAUACGAGUACACGUACAUUAUGGCCUACCUGCAACCGCACCCCACCGGCUUCAAACAUCCGUGCGCGGGUGUACGGCAGGAGCUCCGGGUCAGUGAUCUCAAACCUGCGACUGACGUCAUCCGCGCCAAGCGCCGCCAGAGGCUCAUGCAGGCCUUGAACCCCACGGGCCCGUCGGGCUCUAAUAACGCGGAUGGGCGGGAGACGGCCGAGGACGUUAUCGUCGUGUGA
This is a messenger RNA of Volvox carteri f. nagariensis, 777 nucleotides long. RefSeq lists its product as uncharacterized. Gene Ontology annotation, cellular component: nucleus; Smc5-Smc6 complex. The record is from RefSeq and is a predicted model, not a curated record. Gene Ontology annotation, biological process: double-strand break repair via homologous recombination; protein sumoylation. Gene Ontology annotation, molecular function: SUMO ligase activity. Lineage: Eukaryota; Viridiplantae; Chlorophyta; Chlorophyceae; Chlamydomonadales; Volvocaceae. Bases 1 to 777 code for a protein of 258 amino acids. The transcript has 6 exons.